UACGAGAUACCACACAAGUUUUGAUAAACAAGAUGAGUAACGAUAAACGAUGAAAUGUCAAAUAUUCAUGAUGCAUGAGUUAGACUGCGCAGGGACCCCCUGCCCUUCGGUGAUCAUCCCCACGCGGUAGAUGAGCUGAGGAACGCCUUAGUCAUCCCGAUGGAGACUAGAAUGUGGGUGAUAGGUAAGCCUAGCUACCAUGUAUGUAUACAAGCCCUUCGUGAUGAAAACCCAUUGGAUCCCGCAGCUUCUGUUCCCAAAGCUCCGCAGGCCAUGAUAGUCGAUUGUCACUUAAUGACAAUCGAUUGUCAAGGUCUCAGGGCGUUACACAGUGAGUACGAGGAAAGUGAGAUGGAGGAUGAGCCCAUGCAAGGCAUUGGGAGUGAAUUGGAUGAAGACCAGCUCGUUGAGGAGGAGCAUGACAGCAACCUACUAUCUGAUACUGAGAUGGGCAGCCACUCCAAUGCCACUGGCACAGGGGUUGGCGAGAUUCUCAUCUCUGCUUGGGUGAGGCGGAAUAACAGUGUGAGGAGGAACAACAGUGUGAGGAACAUCAGGGUGAGGAACAGCGGGGUGAUGAGGAAGCAUGAAGAAGAAGAUUUGCCGCGCCGUCGCCUCACAUCUACGCCGUCCAUCACUUCUCCAUCAGCUAAUUACCCUUCAGUCUUCACUCUUCAGGUCAUGGUCUCUUUGAAGUAUUGCAAAGUGUGUUGCAUUCUCUUGAACUUGACAUACAUAAUGUACGAGGACAAGGUUAUGACAAUGGAUCCAACAUGAGAGGAAAACACCAAGGCGUACAAAAAAGGUUUUUAGAUGUCAAUCCCAGGGCAUUUUACACUCCAUGUGGAAGUGUCAUAGUUUGAACUUAACUUUGUGUGAUAUUGGGGAUGGUUGUAGAAAAGCUAGAGAUUUUUUUGGUGUUGUUCAAAGAAUCUACACAAUAUUUUCUAAUUCAACAAAGAGAUGGCACAUUUUGAAAAGUAAUGUCAAGGGGUUAACUCUUAAGCCAUUGUCUAGUACUCGCUGGGAGAGUAGUGUAGAAAGUGUUAAAGCAUUGCUUGAAUUGGGAGAGAAGAUUUUGCAUCAAAAUGUGCAAAGAGAGUGUCUCUUUUUAUGUAAACUGGUAGUGAUGUUUUCUUCCUCAUUAUAACAAAUUCAAUAAUUAGUAUGAGACUUC
This is a messenger RNA of Cuscuta campestris, 1177 nucleotides long. NCBI's taxonomy places the organism in Eukaryota, Viridiplantae, Streptophyta, Magnoliopsida, Solanales, Convolvulaceae. The record is from the annotation of a GenBank genome assembly.